AUGGAGAAACCCUCAAAGGAUCCUCUGACUUUAUCUCCAGGUUGUAAGAUGGAAGAUGAGGACAUCACAGCAGAUUGUGCGGGAGAAGAGACAAUGAGCUCAGCUAUGGAUGGUGGACUUCACAGUGUGGCUAGAGCAUGGAAUCCCUCUGACUCUGAGCAACCUCGUCUUGUGGGGAAUGGUGCCGGAAUUCAGGAGGAGAAGACAUUUUCCUGUCCUGAGUGCGGGGAAAGUUUUAGCUCUGAUUUAACUUUUUGUGUCCAUCUGAGUUCUCACAUGGGUGAGAAGUUUCUGUACUGUUAUGAGUGUGGGAAAUGUUUUCUUUAUCAAUCAGACCUUGUCGCACAUUACAGAUCUCACACGGGGGAGAAACCGUAUUCCUGCCCUGAGUGUGGGAAAUGUUUUGCACAAAAGAGUUAUCUUAUCCAACAUCAGCAAUUACACAUUGCAGAGAAGCCAUAUUCCUGCUCCAAGUGUGGGAAAUGUUUUUCACAGAAGUGUUAUCUUAUCGAGCAUCAGAAAGUACACACAGGGGAGAAGCCAUAUUCCUGCUCCGAGUGCGGGAGAUGUUUUUCACUUAAGUGCAAUCUUACCAAACAUCAGAGAUUGCAUACGGGGGAGAAGCCACAUUCCUGCUCCGAGUGCCAGAGAAGUUUUGCACGAAAGUGUUAUCUUAUCGAGCAUCAGAGAGCACACACAGGUGAGAAGCCAUAUUCCUGCCCUGAGUGUGGGAAAUGUUUUUCACAGAAGGGUUCUCUUUUCGGUCAUCAGAGAUUGCACACGGGGGAGAAGCCAUAUUCCUGCUCCGAGUGCAGGAGAUGUUUUUCACUUAAGUGCCAUCUUACCAAACAUCAGAGAUCACACACGGGGGAGAAGCCAUAUUCCUGCUCCGAGUGCGGGGUAUGUUUUUCACUUAAGUGCAAUCUUACCAAACAUCAGAGAUCACACACGGGGGAGAAGCCAUAUUCCUGCUCCGAGAGCGGGGUAUGUUUUUCACUUAAGUGCCAUCUUACCAAACAUCAGAGAUCACACACGGGGGAGAAGCCAUAUUCCUGCUCCGAGAGCGGG
This is a messenger RNA of Nanorana parkeri, 1068 nucleotides long. RefSeq names its product gastrula zinc finger protein XlCGF17.1-like. NCBI's taxonomy places the organism in Eukaryota, Metazoa, Chordata, Amphibia, Anura, Dicroglossidae. The transcript is spliced from 2 exons. Gene Ontology annotation, molecular function: RNA polymerase II cis-regulatory region sequence-specific DNA binding; DNA-binding transcription factor activity, RNA polymerase II-specific. The annotation marks the transcript as partial. The record is from RefSeq and is a predicted model, not a curated record. Gene Ontology annotation, biological process: regulation of transcription by RNA polymerase II.